AUGAGUUCAAAGCAGCGUUCGUCCACCGCGGAAGAGAAAGCCAUGGAAAAAAUCGCAGCCCUGUACUGGGAUCUGAACUGUCUCUUUGUGUUUCGACAAAUCAAUACUGGGGGUGAACCCUCUCCCGAGGACAAUGCUAACUAUGACAGUAUGAAGCAGGCUACGACAUUGUUCAUCAAUGUCGUCAUGAGGGAAGUUUCUGCAACACACCAUGAUGGUGCACCGCCCACUCGAUGUGUAAGUUUCAUCAACGAGCUAGGAUGGAAGCUGUUUGGUAUUUGUGCACAAUCAGAAUGCUUCCAGGUAGCCUCCAUGAAAAUAGGUGCAGCAGAUUGGCUCCAAUUCCAGAAACUGAUUUCUGACAACAGUCGCAGUAUAGAAAUCUUCGCUCGGUCUCGCAAGGUGGCAUGGCGAGGGCCUCUCUUGACAUACACGCAGUACAAUCUACCGGGCCUUGAGAACGCUUUGUCUUCUGAGAUCAAUAUCGCUGGGGAACACCCCCACCACAUUGUACGAGAACUUGAUGACCACCUCAAGCGACCAAUCUGCAAUGGGAGGGCCCAAGUGAAUAUGAGUUCGUCUAGCUGGAACCCUGACAAAUUCCCCAAGUUUCCACGCGACAACCCGGCCCUUCGCAAGCCAGAGAACGGUGUUUGCUUGAUAUGCCGAUCUCGUGAGCACUGUGAGUGCCGACUCACAUCUAUGGCAGGUGACUUGGUAGAACUGGUUGAGUUUAGUGGCCGAGGUACGGGAGUUCGAGCGCUUGCUAACUUCAAGUGCCAUGAUAUCUUAGGUGAAUAUGUCGGUGUUAUAGCUCCUUUGAACUCUGGGCUGGUAGACCCGAUUUACAAGAUGACUACUUGUGCUUUUGACCCAGCCACUGGAAAACCGGAAGAUGUUUGUGACAUCUUUCCGAGGAAACACGGUAACUGGACACGCUUUCUGAACCAUUCCUGCAGUCCAGCAGCCCAUUUUAUCUGGGGAUUGGUGGGCGACAAGGUGAUCACGACCAUCCGAGCAGCACGGGAUAUCUCUAUCUUCGAGGAGAUCACCGUCGACUAUGGUGAGAAUUACUGGAAAGACUCGCCAUACUAUUGUCUCUUCUUUGUUGAGAUAUUGCCACCUUUGAUCGAGUCGACAGUAGGAGAUCACUUCGCAAAAGUCGUGGCAGAGCAUGGAGACCGGACAGCUGUGAUCUCAAAGCAUCAGAAUGAUCGUGUCACCUAUGCAUCCCUCGAUACUCGAAGCAAUUCCCUUGCUCGGGGACUCGAGUCGGUGGGGAUUAACAAGGGAGAUCGGGUUGGCGUGAUGCUCGGAAACUCCAUGGAAUAUGCAGUGAUAACAUAUGCGUUAUUCAAACUUGGAGCCAUCCUGGUCCCAUUGAAUCCCUCGUUCAAUGCCAUGCAAAUCGCUGCAGCAUUGGGGCACCUGGAGUCCAGCCACCUUAUAAUCAACACAGAAUCCAACCUUCCCCGCAAAGACCCUCGCAGCAAUAUUCCACUACUCCAACAUCUUGUGGGGGACCUCUGCAGCUCAAAGCUGAGCUCGAGUCUAGUCCCCACUCUGAAACAGAUCAUCCUCCUCGACAACUCUGCCGGUCGCGUCGAUGUAUCUUCGUACAAGAGCUUAACCCCAUUUUCAUCUAUCGUAUCCGAAUUAUCAGCGGACGGGCGACCCUUGGCAGAGCAAAACCUUAACCCGAAUGACAUCGUCAACAUCCAAUUCACAUCUGGGACAACAGCCAUGCCCAAAGCAGCAUGCCUCACCCACCGAUCCAUUCUCAAUAAUGGUUCCCAGGUCGGCGACCGCAUGCUCCUUACCCCCGAGGACAUCGUCUGCUGUCCACCUCCACUCUUUCACUGUUUCGGAUGCACACUAGGGUACAUGGCGACAGCAACCCACGGCUCAGCCAUCGUAUUCCCAACAGAAUCAUUUAACGCCCGUGCAGUACUCAAAGCAGUGCAGGAAGAAAAAUGCACAGCGCUCUACGGUGUUCCAACCAUGUUCCUAGAGGAACUCGGUCUCAUUGAAUCCGGGGAGGUCUCGAGCGAUGGCUUCCAGUAUCUACGAACGGGCAUUGCAGCUGGAAGUAGUAUUCCUUCAGAGCUGAUGAAGAAAUUGCACCGAGUACUCAAUCUGACGGAGCUAACCAUUUGUUAUGGAAUGACCGAGACCAGUCCUGUCUCCGCAAUGACCCACACAGAUGACCCUAUUGAUAAGCGCUUGAAUACCGUUGGUCGACUUAUGCCACAUGUCGAGGCAAAAGUCGUAAAUCCGGCGAACAGGAAAGAGAUUCUUCCUAUUGAGGCGCGGGGCGAAUUAGCUGUUAGUGGGUAUCUUUUGAUGAAAGGAUAUUGGGGAGAUCCCGAGCGAACGGCAAAGGAGAUGUUUGCGGAUGAUGACGGCAAACUUUGGAUGCAUACUGGUGAUGAAGCAUCAAUGUCACCAGACGGAUACGUCACUAUUACUGGCCGCAUUAAGGACUUGAUCAUCCGUGGUGGCGAGAAUAUCCAUCCAUUGGAGAUAGAGAAUUGCCUUCUAGCACACCCGGGUGUCAGCGAAGUGUCCAUCGUUGGUGUGCCAGACGAACGAUAUGGUGAGGUGGUUGCCGCGUUUGUGGUUGCUCGACAGCCGGGUUCCCUUACUCCAGAGGAUAUUCAGCAAUGGGUGCGAGGGAAAUUGAGUAGUCAUCUUGUUCCAAAAUAUGUAUUUUUCCUCAAGGCAUCGGACGCUUCCGCCAAAACAGCAAGUGGGAAAGUCCAGAAGUUUAAGCUUAAAGAACAAGCGAUCAAGCUUUUGGCCGAUGGAGCAUAA
Molecule: messenger RNA, 2814 nt
Organism: Penicillium longicatenatum
Lineage: Eukaryota; Fungi; Ascomycota; Eurotiomycetes; Eurotiales; Aspergillaceae
Exons: 8
Coding region: 1-2814 (937 amino acids)
Biological process (GO): fatty acid metabolic process
Molecular function (GO): medium-chain fatty acid-CoA ligase activity; protein binding
Source: RefSeq, a predicted model, not a curated record